GUAAGAAAAUAUAUGUGUUUUUUAGUAUUCUCUUAGUGUUCCUCAUCCACAUAUUCUAAAUUCAGGUCUGGGUUCAUCGAAAAAGUUGUUAAGAUGCCUAUCCUGUGCAGUAACUGCACUGACAAGCGUGCAGUGCUGAAACGUCCAAAAACGGCCCACUCGCUGUGCAAGGAGUGCUUCUUCUGGGCCUUUGAGGAGGAGGUGCAUCAGACCAUCAUGGCAGCAAAGCUGUUCAAACCGGGGGAAAUAGUGGGAAUUGCCGCCUCAGGUGGAAAGGACUCCACGGUGCUCGCACAUGUAAUAAAGCUCCUAAAUGAGCGAUACAACUAUGGCCUUGAACUUAUGCUUCUCUCGGUGGAUGAGGGAAUCUCUGGUUACCGAGACGACUCCUUGGAGACAGUAAAGAGGAAUCAGCAACAGUACGAGCUGCCAUUGAAGAUUGUGUCGUAUGAGGAGCUGUACGGCUGGACUAUGGAUGCUAUAGUGAAGCAGGUGGGACUGAAAAAUAACUGCACCUUCUGCGGAGUGUUCAGAAGGCAGGCUCUAGACAGAGGAGCCAUCAUGUUGAAAGUGGACAAGAUAUGUACAGGUCACAAUGCUGAUGACGUGGCAGAGACAGUUUUGAUGAACGUCUUGCGAGGGGACAUAGCUCGUCUGCGCCGAUGCACUGCCAUCUCCACAGCCAGUGAAGGUGAAGGGGUCGUGCCGCGCUGCAAGCCCCUCAAAUAUGCGUACGAGAAAGAGAUUGUUCUGUAUGCAUACUUUAAGAAGCUGGACUACUUUUCCACUGAAUGUAUCUACUCUCCAAAUGCCUAUCGUGGCCAUGCAAGGACCUUUUUAAAGGACCUGGAGAGCGUUAGGCCGAGCUCUAUAAUGGAUGUCGUUCACUCAGGGGAGAACCUGUGUGCGGGAGGGGUGAAGAUGCCUGUGCAGGGGACCUGCAAACAAUGUGGCUACAUCUCCAGUCAGGCUCUGUGCAAGUCAUGUGUGCUGCUGGAGGGGCUGAACCGAGGUCUGCCGAAGCUGGGCAUUGGCAAACACCACCGCCUGCAUGACAAAAUCCUCUCCAAGCAGCCCCUUACUGAGAAGGAGGAAAGAAAGCUGAAAUCAGUAGACUUUUGACCAUUAUGAUCCCAUGUUUUAUUUACCACAAGACAACCAUAUUUUUAAAUAUAGCAUGUGUAUUCUUUUACUUAAGAAAAGACUAUUCUAAUGAGUCAACUGUUAUUUGAUUUCAUUUAUCAUCAAUUAAAUAUGUAUUGAAAGUUGCCAUGGAAUAUUUUAAAAAUUAAAAACUCAUAUCAGUGAAGCCUCUUCACAUCAUAGAAAGUCCAUUCACUGGCGUCUUACAGCUGAUAACCAGGGAUCACCGAGAUGCUAUGUAGACAUACUUUCCAAUGGUUUUCAGAAUGUUGUGUUAAGCUUAAGGACAUUUUCAAUAAUAGAUGAAUGGUAUAUUACACACAUGACAGGAGAAGGUGGAACUUUUUCAAUUUCUAUGAAAGCUUUGGUACCGAGUUCCAUGUUGAGCGAUUCAGAUCACUUUUACAAGUAUUAACAUUAGCGAUCAGCAUCAUCUGGAUUCCAAAUACUGUUUAUUUCACACAUGUUUAAAAGACAUGUAAGUAGUGUACACCUACUAGGUGUGUGAAGUGCAGAAACCAGGACUAGCAGCUUUGUUUUUAUUUAUUUUUUAAGGUUGUAAAUGUUUCCACAGCAAUGGAAUUUCACUGGAGGCAUGUUUCAUUUUUUUUUCAUUUUAUGUUAUUUCUUCUUCAUGUUCCAAUGCACCAAUCUCUUAGGAGGAUAUGAUGACAAGGUGCCAUAAUUUAAUAAAUACAUUAU
This is a messenger RNA of Anoplopoma fimbria (sablefish), 1845 nucleotides long. RefSeq names its product cytoplasmic tRNA 2-thiolation protein 1-like. Gene Ontology annotation, cellular component: mitochondrion; cytosolic tRNA wobble base thiouridylase complex. Gene Ontology annotation, biological process: tRNA wobble position uridine thiolation. Gene Ontology annotation, molecular function: tRNA binding. Lineage: Eukaryota; Metazoa; Chordata; Actinopteri; Perciformes; Anoplopomatidae. The record is from RefSeq and is a predicted model, not a curated record.